This is a messenger RNA of Lacerta agilis (Sand lizard), 4319 nucleotides long. It is a transcript of the gene ALS2CL, whose product is annotated as ALS2 C-terminal like. Bases 15 to 2867 code for a protein of 950 amino acids. The record is from RefSeq and is a predicted model, not a curated record. NCBI's taxonomy places the organism in Eukaryota, Metazoa, Chordata, Lepidosauria, Squamata, Lacertidae. The transcript is spliced from 26 exons.
CCCUCUCUAAGAAGAUGGGGUCCCCUCCUCUGCGCGGACAGGUGGACAUGAGCAUCACAGACGUCGCUGCCUCACUGCUUAGGACGGAGGAUUCUUUCUCUGCCUGCCUUGCUCGGAUCAACAGCAUCCUUCUCCAGCCUCUCCUGCAGUCAGGGUUUUCUGAGAACGCGAAGCUCUUGGCCGAGCUGAACGACCGCUUCCAAGUCAUCUGGGACCUGACGGAGGAGAGCUACAGAACUCUGAAGCAAACCUUUGGCGUGUCAGAAUCCGUCGGCAUCCAAGACCUGUACCUGGCCCAGAAAGCCGACUUGUUCCUUGACGCGUACAUCCAGUACUUCUCCACCUUCACCAGUUGUGUCGUGACCCAAGUCUUUGACCAUGCUGCCAGGAAUAAAAGUGAUUUCUGGAAGACCCACAAGCCGUCGCUGCAGCAGUUCCUCGCGGACUUCUCUCCGGGGACAUCCGUCGCUGUCGCUCUGCACACUGUGCUGCACAAGCCCUUUUGGGAGCACCUCCAGAAGUACAGCCUGGUCUUCUCCCAGCUCAAGGAAGCUGCUGGCCAGAACCAGGUUAAAGAAGUGAGCGAAGCUGCCGAAGGGUUUGCAAAUCUUCUCUUGUUCAUUUGUCAAGCUCUGGAUGAAGCCAACCUCACCCGGAACCUCUGGAAGUCCCUGGGCCACAAGUUCACGGAUGUUCUUUGCGUUCCUGAGAGGAGGCUGCUGGAAGACAGCCGGAAUCUUGCCCUCUUUCCCAGCACAGGAAGAUCUGACCGGGUUCUGCUCUUCAACGACAUUCUUGUGCUGAUUCAAGGGAACACCUUCCAGAGUUUUGACCUGAAGCUCACCUGGGUGGACGCAAGCUUCAAGGAAACAGGAAAGCACACGCUCCGCAUCACCACUCCAGAAGGCAUGUUCUUCCUCUUGGCCAAAGAACCAGAGUCACGGGCCGUGUGGCAGUGGAAGCUGAACCAGGCCGUGCGGCAGGCGCUGAGUGGCAAGCGAGACUUCCCUCUGUGGGGCGAGGCCGGCCGAGGGAGAGACCCGCCCGUCUGCCGCUGCUGCAGCUUCAAUUUCCGGGAGGAAGGAAGGUUCAAGGGCGCGACUUACGAGGGAGAGUGGCGGCUGAGUAAACCGCACGGCAAGGGGACGCUGACGUGGCCAGAUGGUCGGAAUUACGUCGGGGACUUCCAGGACGGCAUGGAACAUGGGUUUGGCAUCUGCCUCGUCCCUCGCGCCUCCGAAGACCGCUAUGACUGCUACAAGUGUCACUGGCGAGAAGGCAAGAUGAACGGUUAUGGGAUUUGCGAGUACGGCGACGAGAUGGUGUACAAAGGGUAUUUCAAGGACAACGUACGCCAGGGGUUUGGCACCUUGGAGAACCCUUCGGACGCUGAGAAGCCGUUCAAGUACUCAGGGCACUGGGAAAAUGACAAGAAACACGGCUAUGGGGUCUGGGACGACAAAGAGAGAGGGGAGAGGUACAUUGGGAUGUGGCAGGAAGACCAGAGACAUGGACCGGGGCUUGUGCUCAUGCAGUCGGGCGUCUGCUAUCAGAGAACUUUCCACAUGGAUAAAAUGGUGGGAUCUGGGACCCUCCUCCUGGAAGACGACUCAAUCUUCGUGGGAAACUUCACCAGAGACUUGACUUUCGUCGGCAAAGGCAAGCUGACCUUCCCAAAUGGAUUCAUUCUGGAGGGCACGUUCAGCAGCAAAUCGACCCACGGGCUGCAGACUCAAGGAGUACUGGAUACGUCCGGCGACCAGCAGGAUGACACCGCAGAGAAACUACAGCUGGGUCUGGAAGUAUUCCCAGUAGAGAAAAGAUGGGAGGGCCUCUGCAGCCCCUUCCUGGAGUUCGUCCACUCAGGCGGUCAAGGAGAAACAGAGGAGGCUUUCAUGGGCUUCCACGUUCAGACGAGCAAAGAGCUGAGGAAGUCGCAGGAGUACCUCUUCUGCCACAGAGGGACUGACGAGACUCCCAGGAAAGUUGACUACCUUGAAGAACUCGUUGAACACCAGGAGAAGGUUGACCUGCAAGAUUACCUGCACCAGGCGCUGCAAUCUUCUCUGCACCCGCUGGGGAAAUUCUUGAAGGCUCUGACUUUGGCGUUCCAGGCUAGCUACUCUGGGAUCGGGGCAAACAAACACCUUCUCAGCAUGGCGCAACAGGAGAUCAAGCAUUACGCAAAGAAGAUUUGGGAAUUCUACCAGGGCUUGCUGCGUCUUGCGUUGGAGGUCAAAGGUCAACCGUCUGCCGAAGACAUGGAGGAGAGUGACCUCAACGGACCUGCCCUCGUGCUGCCCCUCAUCCUGCCGUGCUUCUACCCUGACCUCUCGAUGCUCUACAUGCUUUACCACCAGAAAGAGGACGACUUGUAUUGCCAAGGGAUUAUGGAUCUCAGCCUGUUUCCUGAUGUUAAGCUGCUUGAAUUCCUGGAGGUCCAAAAAUAUUUGUGGCCCCUCAAAGAUCUGACGCUCACAAGUAACCAGAGGCGAUCACUGGUCAAAGACCGCUGCUUUCUUUCUGCUACUGAAUGUCUACAGAAGCUGAUCACUACUGUUGACCCGCGGGAAAAGCUGGACAUCCUCCAAAAGACAUAUGAGGAGAUUGAGAAGACAGUGAACCGGGUGCUGGAGAAGGAAUAUAGCCUGCCAAUGGACGACCUCCUGCCACUGCUGAUGUAUGUUGUGACGCGGGCAAGUAUACAACAUUUAGGAGCAGAAAUCCACCUGAUCAGAGAUCUGAUGGACUCAACAAAUGAAGGAGGCAUGUACGACUUCCUUCUGACAGCACUGGAGUCGUGCUAUAAUUUCAUCCAGAAGGAAAUAAGACUCCGCCCAAGUUGGCAGGUGCUACACAAUUCCUGAGAGUUGCACAGCAGCAUUCGUUGUCCUAACAAAGGAUGCUAGAAAGAGAAGGAGCUUGAAAUUGUUUUUCCAUUUUUUGGUAUGUCUUUCCUAUGGGAAGGAUGUUUGGUUUUUAAGACACAAUUUCUUUGAAAUUGACAUUUGAAAAAGAAUGGUUCUUUGACAUUGAUGAGAAGGCUGCAGACAAAAGGAAGUCAACUUGAUUCCAUGUGCAAUACUCCCAUUCCUUGUAUCUCAGCCUCAUGCAAAAUGCAACUUUCUAUUCCUGGACCAGAGGACUUAUCCUUUUGGAGGCAAGAGGUUAAUUCUGGUCCUGCUGGGGCCAGAAACAAAGCUAUUUUGAAGGUCACCAAAACCAGGAAUUUGCCAGAACCAAUCUCGUUUGGGCCAGUGCAAUUUUUUAAACCAAGCGCUUUAACCUUUCAUGUCAAAUUACCACCAUUUAUUAAUUCCUUAUUUUUUAUGAUUCAUGGAGCAUCUUGCAAAAGACAGUCUUGUGUACUGCUAAAACAUCCCGGUAGAAUGCAUACCAGAGGUUAUUUUGGUUAAUGCAUUGCUUGUGGUGCGAUGAUCACUGUAUUUGGGCUUUUAAAAAUUUUGGCAGCCACGCUGAAAUUGAAACAUUUGGAGGAAGUUCAAAGUCUUACUUGUUUCAGCAAUGGCCUGCUGGUAAUCCAAAGCAGUGAGUGAUCUCUGGAUCACCAUUAGCACAAUAAUGGCAAUCCAAGCUCACUCAAGCAGGAGUUCAGAUGACCAUUGCAACCCAGCUGGUCGGUCCAGCUCCUACCAUUCCAUUUGGAUUGUGAUGAUGCCCUUUGCCUUUCUCCCAACAAAAGCAAACAGCAUAUCCAGUACCAGGACAUAAAAUGUUCCGCCACACAUUCCAUUUAUUCAAAGCUGCUGACUUACCUUUUACCCGAUUACCCAUUUUCCAAUGCAAAGGGAAGAUCAUUUCAUGGAUUGAUUUCCGCACCCAGUUAUCCACAGGGAAAUGCAGCUCAAAGUGUAGCGUUUUGGAAGUUACAACAACCGAGAGCUGUAGUUACACACAUAAGCACUGCCUCUAUUUCUCAUUCAAGGGAGAGUGAACAUGCACCACCCAAUUUUUCCAUUGACAUCACACUGCUUCUUUUAUUUGGGUUUUUGUGCUCAGACACACAAAUAGAACAGGACUUCCAGAAUCUACAUCUACAUGGCAAAUCUAUGGCCCUCGGUGUUGUUGGAGGGAUCUGGAGGGCCGCAGGUUCACCAGCCCCGACCUCUAUGGAGCCAGGUUAAACUCUUGACCUAAUCCUUGGAUGGGACUACAAGGCAUUGUUAGUCAUGGUACUGGAUUUUGGAGAUUUUUCUAAGCAUCAGUUGUCUGGGUCUUUCAAACUGUUCCAUUGCGUUCGAACAGACUGAAAAUCUCAUAGCUGCCCUUGCUUUGAUUAACGAACCCUGUUUCCUUGC